AUGAGCGUUCUGCGCGAUAAGAACACGCAGACGCGGGAGUAUAGAACGUACGCGCAGAGGGUCCACACCAUUUUGGUGGAGGAGGGUGUAUGCGAACUUCCUGGCAAGGAAAUCGAUGUCGAGACGCCUUGUGGGGUUUUUAAGGGGAUUGAAUAUCCGAAGAAUAUUUGUGCCGUGUCGAUUAUGCGUUCGGGUGACUCUCUUCUCCAGGCUUUCACUGAUCUCUAUCCGGACGCUCCAAUCGGGAAGGUUUUGAUUCAGCGCGAUGAAAGCAGUCCUACAAAGGAAGCUCGCUUUUACUACAGCAAGCUUCCGAAGGAUAUUUCGAACAUGUAUGUUUUCAUCUGCGAUCCGAUGCUUGCAACGGGCGGCAGCAUUUGCGAGGCGAUCCAUCUCUUGAAGGAACAGCAGGUCCCUGAAGAUCACAUCGUGUUUUUGAACGUGGUUUCUGCGCCUGAGGGAAUUGAUCGGGUUUUUGCAGAGUAUCCGGAGGUUCGUGUGGUGACGUGCGCAGUGGACGAGCGGCUGAACGACGACAAGUAUAUUGUGCCAGUGGGAGUGGGAGAGAGAGAAUGA
This is a messenger RNA of Blastocystis hominis, 576 nucleotides long. RefSeq lists its product as hypothetical. The record is from RefSeq and is a predicted model, not a curated record. The transcript is spliced from 5 exons. Lineage: Eukaryota; Bigyra; Opalinata; Blastocystidae. The coding region runs from base 1 to 576 and encodes 191 amino acids.